Molecule: messenger RNA, 1531 nt
Organism: Syzygium oleosum
Lineage: Eukaryota; Viridiplantae; Streptophyta; Magnoliopsida; Myrtales; Myrtaceae
Product: transcription factor bHLH106-like
Exons: 2
Coding region: 529-1314 (261 amino acids)
Biological process (GO): regulation of DNA-templated transcription
Molecular function (GO): DNA-binding transcription factor activity; protein dimerization activity
Source: RefSeq, a predicted model, not a curated record
CUUUAUGUCCUCUCAUCUCACAAACUCAGUUUUGCAAAAAGCAAAAAAAAGCUCCCAAACUCGUUUUGUCCCACUUUGUGCUCGAAACCCUCGUCGGAAUCCCAAAGAAACAGCCAAGAGUUUCAGAGAAAUCAAGAAGACGACUUCGCAGCUUUCUAAACGCCAUACCCACUUCCCAAGAACCAAGACUUUGAACCUUCUCGAUUGAAACGAUGGAAUUCAAGGUCAUAAAGAAGAAAAUGUGGAUCUUUUCUCCCUGAAAAUCUCCCCCUCUCUCUCUCUCCUCUCUCUCUCUCUCUCGAACCCAUUUCUUGAUCCUUGUCUUGUCUCGUGAUGGAAGUUAUGACCAUAAUUGCAAUAUCACUGACCGGGACCAUCAGCAACCGACACAACUUCCCCCUCCAAACACUCUCCUUCUGGUUUGCCCCCACCACCCGCCCGCCUGGCGCUUCCUUGUUCGACUCCUGAAGAAAGUUCCGAGUCUUUCUAUUGUCGUUGUUUUCAUUUAGGAAAUAGGAAAGUUUCUAUAUGACUCCUUACACUAGCUAUUAUGAACGGGGUUUAUUUGGGUCGGACCCGCAUCAAAUGUUCGACCCGCUUUUGCGGGCUAAAGCGUCGGCGCCGACAGUGGCCACGCCGCAGUCGUUGGUGUUGGAUGGUGAGAAGAGCGAGCUUGUGAUCAAGGCUCCGAACAGAGCGGUGAAGAAGAAUGUUUCGGAGGAGAAGGCGUUGGCCGCAUUGAGGAAUCACAGUGAGGCCGAGAGGCGGAGGAGAGAGAGGAUCAAUUCGCAUCUCGCCACUCUCCGCGGCUUAGUGCCCAGCGAUGAAAAGAUGGACAAAGCCACAUUGCUUGCUCAUGUGAUCGAGGAGGUGAAAGAGCUGAAGAAGACAGCACUAGAGGCAAGUAAAGGCCUUCUCGUGCCGAUGGACGCCGACGAAGUCAAAGUGGAGCCGCUCGAUGAAGCCGCCGGAAAUGGUACGUUUUCUUUCAAGGCAUCUAUCUGUUGCGAAUAUCGACCCGAGCUGCUUUCUGAUCUCAGGCAGGCUAUCAAUGCCCUCCGCCUAAAGAUUGUGAAGGCCAAGAUAUCGACUCUCGAAAGCCGCUUGAGGAACGAUUUCAUCUUCUCGAGCGGCAAAGAGGAGUUUAGUUACGACUCGAGUGUGCAACGACAGCUUCUCGCGAGCUCGAUUCGGCAGGCUCUCUGUAAUGUCCUGGCUAAAACUUCUAUCUCGACUGAGUACUCGCCAAGAACGACACUCCCAAGUAAACGGCGAAGAGUCUCUUCCGUCGAUUCCUCGAGCUCAUCAUUGUGAGGGAUUGGAUUAUGAAAUCGGCGACAGAGACUAUUGUAGAUAGCGUGUCACGACGUACUUAUAUACGUCCUAAUAAGUGUCUGUGUACGUAGUUGAGAUUAAUCCUUUCAGGAAUAUUGAACGUUCGAUAUGUAAAAGCUGACGACGAAAUUGUACGAGACUUGUGCUAGGGUUUUCUGUACGCCUUGAUGUAUAAUAAUAAGUGUGUUGAAUAAAA